CCCGGAGUAUGGCACCUUCGAACGAAGACAAAAGAAAAAAGUACAUUCUCGUCUCUUGUUGCAAUUUUUUCGGUGUUUCGUUCUCUGAAAAUAUAUUUAAUGGAACUAAAGAUGAAAAAAAUCUCAUGAACUUUCUUGAUGAUUCUUCCUCUGCAAUUCUAUUCUCAAAAAUUAUAAAUAAUGAUAAAAUUACCUUCUCAGAACGUCUUGAUGAGGAGAGAGAUAAAAAGAUAUUACUCUUCUUCAAGACUAAACCAGAGUCUAUUACACCUCAAAAUAUGCAUCAAGUUUUACUUAUAUCUUCUAUGCUUUCUUCACCUAUUUCUAGCUUUUAUCAUUCACUAAAGUCAGUUUUCGCUCCCCUUCUUCUAACCGAUUCAAAGUCGAAAUUGGAGCCCACCCUUGAACAGCUUGUUACUGAUCUACAAGACGGCCUAGGAGCUAAUUUGAGGAGGACAGACCCCUCGAUAGCCAGUUCGGAUGUUAUUUGUUCGCCCGCUGAUGAAAUUCAGUAUUGGAACGAUGCAGCAAAGAAACGAAAUGAGCAAGCGGAACAAAUACAAGAGGUACUCCAUCCAGUUGCAAAGGAUCUGGCGGAUUUAGACUCGUUAGAUCUAGAAGAAAUUUCAGAUACUUUAGACGAAUGUCAGGACGUUUUGGAUGAUUUAUGGAAGCAAAUUUCUCCGCCUUAUCCUGAAAAGAGAAUGAGAAGAUUUUUAGAAGUAAUCACAGACUCUGUAACAAAAUCUAUAAAUCGUAGUUUAACAUCUCUAGACGUCUGGCAUGACAAAGAAAGCAAUAUAAGAUUGCAAAUAAAUUUAUCAGUGCACAGUUGCGAUGCCUGGAUAAGAGUGUGUUCAACACUCUUUGAACAAUUCUGGAACAGAUUCUCCGAAAGACCUUGGAAAGGUGAAAAAUAUAUUCCUCAAGGUCUCGUUAAACUGAAGCUGAGACUACGUCAAAUCAUAACAAUAAGAUCGGCUCACGAACAGCUUAAAAAUCUACUUUCUGACGAGGAAUGUAAAGAAUUAGGCAUUAAUAGUAUAUUCGUUCCUUUUUCUGGUCUAAAUCCUGUCAAAUAUAAUUCCUAUACUGAGCCACUAUGGAAUGCGGCUGUAGAUCAAUUUAAUAGACUCCUUGAACCCGGAGCCGUAAAAGUUGUCGGUAAAUUAAGACGACAAUUAGAAAGCUUUGACGGAAAUUUACAAAUGCUAAUGAAGACAUUUCAAAAAUAUAAACCUUUGGUCGAACAGAAUUACGUCAAGAAAAUUAUGCUGACUGAGAGGGAAGCUUUACUCGGUAAGCUAGAAGUUUAUGUAAAGGAAAAUGUUGAAGAAUUUCAAAAGGUUGUCGGAGAGGGGAGUGAAAAUCUUUACCGAGGAAAUAAUCAACCCUUAAUAGUUGCUCAGAUAGUUUGGUGUACAAAUUUUGAAACGAAAUUUCAACAAAUUUCGGAAAAUUCUGAAUGGCUUUUAUCCGAUUUGAACGGAUUUGAUAAAAUACAAAAAUUUGCCUCGAAAUGUCAAAUGGAAUGUCAAAGUUGGCGUAAAAAAGUGUUUGAUGAUUGGUGUAGAAGAAUAGGCGAUUUAAUCGAUGAAAAAGAUUCCGAUAUUAGCUUGGAAACGAAGGGAAGAGCAAUGAAAUUAGGUUUAAGGGAUGGAAAGUUAAAGGUUAACUUUGGCGAUAGGCUUGUUACAUUACUAAGAGAAGUUAAAACUCUAGGUAAUUUCGGUUACGUAAUACCGUCAAAAAUACAAACAAUGGCAACCACUGGUGAUAAAUACUAUAAACAAGCAAUAAUUUUAAAACAAAUUGCUCACUUUUACAAUACAAUUGAUGAUCAAAUGUUAAAGUGCCAACAAGCGUUAAUGCUAGAUUCAGCAGUUGCAUUUGAAAGGUUAAUUAAGAAUCCUAAAUUAAAAAAUAAAGAUGGUGAUGAAAUUGAAGUAACUUGGGAUCAACCCUCUGAAUUGGAAGAGUAUAUUAAAAAAUUACAAAACGCUUCUUUUAAAUUAAUUGUUGAGAAUCGUAAAUUAAGAAAAUAUCACUUUUCAAUUCUUGAUAAGAUUAGUGCACUUAUGAGCAUCGAUUUGCUCAAACAACAAGCUAAAUGGAAGGAAUAUCUUAUGGAUAUAAGGCAGAUAUUUGCUUCUCUCCUAACUCAAGGUUAUCCGGCUGCAAAUAUGAGAGUUUGGAAAGCACAUUUAGACAGACAAUUAUACAAAUCUUUAGAACAUCAGUACCUAGUUGGAUUAGAAACUGUAAAUGACAAUUUACAAGAAAUUCACGUUGAUCUAGUUUUUAAAAGUCAAAAAUUACAAUUUCGACCAUGCUUCGAAGAAGUGCAAGCAAGAUAUUAUAAAGAAUUGAAAAAGUUCCUUGGUAUACCAAACUAUUUUAAGGGAUUCGGUGAUGAGGCUUCGGGUUUAUUUAGUGCUGUAAUUGAUAGGGCUGGAUCAAAAUUUAUUGAAACCUAUAGGAAAUCGGCUGCUCUUUUCUCCAGGUUAAGGGAAGUUAUUAAGAAAUUUGAAGAAUGGGUUGUUUUUGGCACAGUGGACCUUGAAGAUUUUCUAGAAAACCACUUGACUGAUCUAAGUCAUUUCGAAAAUAAUCUCAAAGCAUUAAAAGCUAAGGGAAGAGCCUCGGAGAAGCUUCCAUCUGAAGUAAAAGUUGGCUGCAUUCUCAUAAAUACAUCUCCCGUCAAAAUGACAAUCGAAGAACACAUGCAAAGGCUUUAUGAUGAAAUUGUGGCUACUUUGAGGCGUUCAGUUUCUCGUCACGCCGAAAAAAUUGAAAAAUUCCUUACAGACGGUAUGGAACUGCUUGGUACAAGACCUCAAACAGUUCAGGAAAUAGGGGAAGCAAACGCGGCAAGGUUAGAGCUCUGUGCUGAUAAGAAGGAUUUGUCGGUCUUAAUGCAGGAUGCCGAAAGCAGGAAUAAACUACUUAGACAAGUUGCUGGUGGAGGAGUCGAUUCGUUAGGCUUACAAAAAGGAAAAUGGGAUAAGUUUGAAUUGAUGAUUGAAUCUCAUCAAUUAAUGAUAAAAGAUCAAUUAGACGUUCUUAAGUCAAAUAUGAAAUCGAGGAUUACCGAUUUCGAGGUUCAAUUGGAAAAGUUCGCAGCUAGAUGGAAACAAUUUCGUCCUACCGAUGAUGUUGUUGACGAAGGAGACGACAAAUGUAAAGCCGCCGUUGAAACUGUUAAAGAGAAGAGGCAAGAAUUUAAAGAAUUGCUUGAAGUAAAAACAAUUAUCGAUAGAGACUGCCAUCAUUUCGAAAUAGAAACCCCAGAAUUUUCAAUAAUUUCUGAACUCGAAACGGAAAUUGCCAAAUAUGAAGAAAUGUGGAAUUUGUAUGAUGAAUUCUCUCAAUCCGUUCAAACAUACGCUAACGAGGAUUGGGUAUCGUUUAGAUCGAGAUAUUUUCAAUUUGACGAACUUUUAACGGGAUGGAAUGACAAGUUAAAAACCGACGAACCUUCUCCUAUGAUAAUAAAACUGCGUAAAAUGAUUGAUAGUUAUAAACAACUAAUACCCCAAUUAAAAUGGGUUAGAGGAGAACCACUUACCCCGGAACAUUGGGCCGAGUUCUUUUCAAUAGUCUCAAUGCCAAAAGCAAUGACAAUUGAAAAAUUAACAUUCGGUGAUAUAAUUUCUGCAACAGCGGUAAUUAUCGAAAAAGCAGACAAACUAAAGGAAUUGAAUUUAAGAGCGCAAGGAGAAAUAUCCAUUAGAGAUGCUUUAAAAGAAUUGGAUAUAUGGGGAGCCAGCGCCCAUUUUGCACUGUCUGAUUACGAGGAUACACUAAAACGGAAAAUAAGUUUAAUAAAAGACUGGAAAGAUCUGUUAUCGCUUGUAGGAGAUAAUCAGAGUUUAUUGCAGUCUCUUAAAGAUUCUCCUUAUUAUAAGGUGUUUGAGGAUAAAGCUUCAAUAUGGGAAGUUAGAUUGGCUUGUCUUGAUGAAUGCUUGCAUAAUUUAAAUCAAAUUCAAAGAAAGUGGGUCUAUCUUGAACCAAUUUUUAGUAGAGGAGCUCUUCCUAAAGAACAAGGUAGAUUUAAAUCUGUCGACACAGAUUUUCGAGGUUGGAUGAAAGAAAUACAGAAUAAUACGAAAGUUUUAUCUCUCGUUGAUAUAAAAGGAUUGGGUCAAGCUUUGAUUCAAAGUCUUGAACAGUUACAUAGAUGUCAAAAGUCUUUAAACGAACUUUUAGAGGAGAAACGAGGUCUCUUUCCUAGAUUUUACUUUAUUGGCGAUGAUGAUAUGUUAGAAAUUCUUGGCCAAUCUACUAAUCCUCAAGUUAUUCAAGCUCACUUAAAAAAAUUAUUCUCUGGAAUUCAUAGCGUUCAAUUCGAUGAAACUUGUUCAAAAAUUAUCGCAAUGAAAUCGCUCGAAGGAGAAAUUGUUCCUUUAAAUGAAUCUGUAAAAAUUGUUGACGCUGUAGAAGUUUGGUUAAGCGAUCUAGCCGUUCAAAUGAAAAAUACACUUAAAGACCUGUUAGUCAAAUGCCUCGAUGACAUGAAAUCAAACUCUGGUGGUGCUGAUCCAUUAGCUUAUCCAUCUCAAAUUUUGAGCGUAGCAGAGUUUGUUCGGUUUACCGGUGCUUGCGAGAAAAUGAUUAAUGGAAAAGGUCUUAAAAAAUUCCACGAAGAUAUGUCUAGACAAUUGGAAUCAUAUACUAAUGUUGAUAUAUCUGAAGCUGGUUCCCAAGGUCAUGUUCUUGAUCUUAAAUUAAAAUCCCUGAUUCUCGACUGCAUUCAUAAUAUAGAUGUCAUAGAACAACAAAUGAGCAAUGAAAUCACCUCCAUUCAAGAAUGGCAAUGGCAAAAGCAAUUGCGCUAUUAUAUGAAGGAUGAUUGCUGCAUUAUGAGGAUGGUGGAUGCCGAAUUCGAUUAUACUUACGAGUAUCAGGGAAAUGCAGGGAAAUUGGUACACACUCCCUUAACGGAUAAAUGCUACUUGACUUUAACUCAAGCAAUGUCAAUGGGAAUGGGCGGAAAUCCGUAUGGGCCAGCUGGAACAGGAAAGACAGAAUCCGUGAAAGCCCUUGGUGGUUUAUUUGGUCGCCAAGUUCUGGUAUUUAAUUGCGAUGAAGGUAUUGAUGUUCAGUCAAUGGGAAGAAUCUUUAUAGGUUUAGUAAAGUGCGGCGCUUGGGGAUGUUUUGACGAGUUUAAUAGAUUGGAUGAGGCGGUUCUUUCAGCCGUAUCUAUGCAAAUUCAAGUUAUACAAGAUGCAAUUAAAAUCAGAGCUCCUGAAGCAACCGUUAUGAAUAAAUUAGUAGACAUUGAUCAUAAUGCCGGUAUUUUUAUCACUUUGAAUCCGGCUGGAAAAGGUUACGGAGGUCGUUCAAAAUUACCCGAUAAUUUAAAGCAAUUGUUUAGACCCGUUGCUAUGUCUAAACCCGAUAAUGAUCUCAUUGCCGAAGUAACACUAUUUUCCGAGGGUUAUAAAUUCGCAAAGAGUCUGGGAAGGAAGGUUGUUGCUGUAUUUAAUUUAUCAAAAGAAUUAUUAACUCCUCAACAACAUUACGAUUGGGGUCUUAGAUCUUUAAAAACAAUUCUAAGAGGUUGUGGAUCGCUGUUACAAAACUUGAAAAAGAAUAAUUCGGGUCAAAAGUUCACAAAUGAACAAGAAGCGACGCUUUGCGUUCAAGCCUUACGUAUUAACACUUUGUCAAAAUUAACGUUUUCUGAUGCUAAAAGGUUUGAAGGGCUGUUGACGGACGUUUUCCCCGGUGUAAACUUUAAGGGUAUUGAAUACGAGCAAUUGGAAGCUGCUCUAAAAGAAUGUUGCAAUGAAAUGGGAUUGGAUGUUAACGACACUCAAAUAAAAAAAUGUUUAGAAUUGUUUGAUCAGUUAUCUCAAAGAAUGGGUGUGGUCGUUGUCGGACCAAGUGGCUCCGGGAAAUCUACCCUUUGGAAACUUUUACAGAGUGCCAUGGGUAAAACAGGGACAGUUGUUAAAAAAUACGUCAUGAAUCCAAAAGCUAUGCCACGUCAGAUGUUGCUGGGAAACAUCGAUAUGGACACGAGAGAGUGGUCAGAUGGGGUACUAACCUGGGCGUCUAGGCAAGUAAUCAAGGAGCCGAAUGAGAUUCGAUCAUGGGUUGUUUGUGACGGAGAUAUCGAUCCUGAGUGGAUUGAAUCCCUUAAUUCAGUACUUGACGAUAAUCGCUUGCUAACAAUGCCAAGCGGGGAAAGAAUUCAAUUUGGUCCAAAUGCAAACUUCCUUUUCGAAUGCCAUGAUUUAAGUUUCGCGUCACCAGCGACUGUUUCAAGAAUGGGUAUGAUUUUCAUAAGUGACGAAGAUACUGAUGUUAGAGCUGUUGUUAGCUUUUGGUUAAAAAAACAACCUCAGGAGAAAAGGGCAGAUUUUCAAAAAUGGAUUGAUCAAUUAUUCUUUAAAUCUUUAGAUUGGAUAUUAAAAAAUGCAAGAUUUGAUCUCAUCGUUGAAAUGACUCUCGUUGGUAUUGUGCUAAGUGGUCUUUCUCAUUUACAUUAUGCCGAAAAUAGCCCACAAUUUGCAGUAUGUCUCAUUAAAGGAUUUGGGUCAAAUCUCCCAGUUACCAUUAGAGAAACUUUUGCAAAAGAAAUCUUUGAUUGGAUUGGUGAAACUCCUCCUGAUCCUUCAAGAAUUUUAGAUACUUAUUAUGAUACUGAUCUUUCUAGACUAUCCUUAUACUCAAUGGAUCAAACAGAUGAAGAGAAUUCUGUUAUAGUAAAGACUUCUGAUGUAAAACGAACGUUGGAUUGCGUACAGCCUUGGGUACAAACUAAGGAGUCGCAGCCUUUUAUUCUCGUUGGUCCUGAAGGCUGCGGAAAGACUUUACUCUUACAAUAUUGUUUCGAUCGUAUGAGAUCAACUCAAGUUGCAACACUCUUUUGUAGCGCUCAGACAGGACCGGAACAUGUUAUUCAAAAGUUAACGGCACUUUGUACAACAAUCGUUACUAAUACAGGUAAAAUGAUGAAACCCAAGGAUAGCGAAAAUCUAGUUCUCUACCUUAAGGAUUUAAAUCUUCCGAAACCCGAUAAGUACGGAACUUGCAUGUUAAUAUCAUUCCUACAAAGUCUUCUCCUUUAUAAAGGAUUUUACGAUGAGAAUUUAGAAUUCGUGGGGAUCGAAGGAAUUCUUAUAGCCGCAAGUAUGAAUGCAUCAGGAAUGGGACGUCAUAAAAUAUCAACAAGAUACUCUUCAAUUGUUAGAGUUUGUUCUAUUGACUAUCCUGACAAAGAUCAACUGGAAGCUAUUUACGCGAAAUCCCUAAAAACAAUUCUUUCAUCCAAACUACCUAAGCAUCCAAUAUGGAGCGAUGAUGCUAAAUUGCAUAAUUUAGCAUCAGCUAUGAUAGAAUUGUACGAAAAAUUAAAGUCAACAUUUUCCGUUGACGACUACAGUCAUUACUCUUUUACACCAAGACACUUAACUGCGUGGCUUCAAGGUCUUCAUAGGUACAAUCUUCAAGCCGUAAAGGAUCAAAGUGGUGACUAUCUUCUUGAAGUGUGGGCAUACGAAGCUCACAGAUUAUUCCGAGAUAGAAUUGUUGGAGAGGAAGCAAAGAAACAAUUUGAUGAUCUAUUCGAAGAAUGCCUAAAAGUAAAUUGGGAUGCCUCCAUAUUAAAUAAUUUAGAAGGAAAAUAUUUCACAACUUUUGCGGCUGAUAUAGAAGGUGAAGGACCGGGAAAACCGGUUCCGGAAAAUGGCAUGACACUAGGGACUUUUGGUUUGGAUGAUUUUAAUCAAAUUCUUGAUAAAGCCUUAGUAGCUUACUCCAGAGAUCAGAGAGACUUAGAGUUGGUAAUAUUUAAAGAAGUUUAUGAAGCUAUGUCUAGGGUCAACAGAGUUUUAACAGUUCCAGGAGGUUCCUUACUCUUAGCAGGACGAAGCGGUAUUGGCCGUCGAACUGCCUUAGUUCUUGUAUCUCAUAUGCAGGGUAUGACAUUAUUUAGCCCAAAGGUUUCUAGAUCAUAUGGAAUGAAGCAGUUUAAGCUCGAUUUAAAGACUGUCAUGCAACAAGCCGGUAUUGAUGGAGAUCAAGUUGUUUUGUUACUAGAAGAUCAUCAAUUGGUUCACGGAUCUUUCUUAGAAAUGAUCAAUUCCGUUUUAGCUGCAGGCGAAAUACCAGGAUUAUAUACUGUUGAAGAAUUAGAUGCUGCUGUGGGAUGUUUAAAAGAACAAGCUAUAGAAGAAGGUUAUAGGGGAACACUACCAUCACUAUUUGCUAAAAGAGUUCGAAGUAACCUUCAUGUUGUAUUAAUUAUGGAUUGCUCGAAUGCUACAUUUUCCCUUAAGCUACAAAGUAAUCCUGCUAUUUUAAAAGAAUGUACUGUAAUAUGGAUGGACGAAUGGUCUUCUUCUAGUAUGAUUAGCAUUCCCCAUCUCAUUCUAACAGAACCAUCUCAUGAAGGAGGUUCAAUACCUACAACUGAACAAAAGCAAAUAGCUAAUCAACGAAAGUUAUCAGGAGGGGAUCAACUACUAAACGGUUUCCUAUUUAUUCAUAAAUCCUGUCAAAGUUUGGACGCUACACCUCGAAAAUUUUUGGCCUUCGUAAAUAUGUAUUCGAAUUUAUAUGAUGCAAAGAAAAGUACCAUUGAAGUUAGAAGAGGUCAUUUACAAGCUGGUAUUUCUAAAUUGAAUGAAGCGAAAGAGCUGGUAGAUAACUUAAAAAGAGAGGCAGGAGAACAAAGUGUUAUCCUUACUCAAAAACAAGAGGAGGCUGAUAAGGCACUGAAAGAAAUCACAAAAACAAUGGCUGACGCUGGAGAUCAGAAAGUUGAGAUGGAAAAAUUGCAAAUUGUAAUAGAUAAAGAAACCAUUAAUAUUACAAAAAGAAAAGAAGACAUUGAUGCAGAAUUAUCAGGCGUUGAGCCUUUGCUAGCAGAAGCUAAGGAGGCUGUUGGUUGUAUAAGACCAGAAUCCCUCAACGAAAUAAGAGCGUUGAAAUCUCCACCGGAAGUUAUUAGAGAUAUUUUGGAAGGAGCACUGAGACUAAUGGGUAUUCAGGACACUUCUUGGAAUAGUAUGAAGGCUUUUCUGGGUAAAAGAGGAGUGACGCAAGAUAUUGUACAGUUUGAUGCACGUAAAAUUCCGAAAAAGGCACGAAAAACGGUAGAAGAUUUAUUGAAGAAGAAAGAGAGAUCUUUUGAUCCUGUUAGUGCGAAGAAGGCUUCGCAAGCUGCUGCACCUUUGGCUAACUGGGUAAGGGCACAAAUUAAGUAUGCCAAUGUUAUAGAAAAUAUAGAGCCUUUAGAAAAUGAACAAAACAAACUGCAAAGUAAUCUGGCAAAAAUUGAAGAUAAAGCAACAAAAUUAAAACAGAACUUAGCAGCUGUUGAUGAAAAAGUUGCAAAUUUAAAGGCAACAUUCGAAAGAAUGACUAGCGAGGCUACAAGAUUAAAAAUUGAGCUAGAAAAGGCUGAAGAAACUAUUGCUGCUGCAGAAUCACUUGUAGGAAAGUUACAAGGUGAAUACGAUAGAUGGAGCGGUCAGGUAGGAGAAUUAAAGAGGGAGUUAGAUGAACUACCAUUGAGAGCUAUCAUAGGAGCGGGUUUCGUAACCUAUCUUUCGAAUGCUUCGGAAGAUUGUAGAACGGAAAAGGUUCAGUCUUGGAUGAAAUUUAUGAAUAUUGAAGAUUUGAAUAUUCAAAAAUUUUUGAGCACUGAGAGUGAACAAUUAUUUUGGAAAGGUGAAGGUCUCCCGUCCGAUAAUUUAAGUUUAGAAAAUGCCAUGGUUAUGCUUAAAAUUAACCCGCAAAAACCUGGAAAAGCUUUGAGACCAUUCAUGAUAGAUCCGUCAUCAAGAGCAACGGAAUGGUUGAAAACACAUAUGAAAAACAAUCGUUUAGAAGUAAUUAAUCAGCAAGAUAGUAGUUUUGGAACAACUUUAGAAUUAUCUGUUAGAUUUGGUAAGACCCUACUAAUAACGGAAGCUGACGGUAUCGAACCAUUACUAUAUCCUAUUUUGAGAGGUGACCUAAUUCAACAAGGACCGAGAUUUGUUGUUCAAAUAGGCGAUAAAGUUAUAGAUUACAACGAAGAGUUUAAAAUUUUCUUGACAACUCGUAAUCCAUCGCCUGAAUUAGCUCCAGACGCUUCGUCAAUAGUAACAAUAGUUAAUUUUACAACUACUAAAGCUGGCUUGACUGGACAACUUUUAGCAGCAACAAUACAACAUGAGAAACCGGAAUUAGAAGUAAAAAAGACUGAAUUAUUGAAAGCUGAAGAAAAAUUAAAAAUUGAAUUAGAGAAACUAGAAGCGUCUCUUUUAGAACAAUUAGCCAACGCUAAAGGAAAUAUACUUGAGAAUAAGGAACUUUUAGAUUCAUUAAAUAAAACGAAAGAGAGUAGUACAACUAUAUCAAAAUCUCUUGCUGAAUCAAAGGAAUUACAAAUCUUUUUGGAUAAGGAAAGAGGAGCUUACCUUCCACUAGCAGAAUAUGCUAGUGAAAUGUUCUUUGUUAUAAGUGAUUUAUUUAAAAUUGACAAUAUGUAUAGAUUUUCUUUAAACUCCUUUCUCAGUUUAUUCAACAGAGCAUUAGAUACUAAAGACGAUGGUUUAGGGACAGAAUCUAGAAUUAGUACAUUGAAAUCAUCUCUCCUAAAGCUAGUUUAUAAUUAUGUUAGUCGAUCUUUGUUUAAGGCAGAUAGAUUAAUGUUUGCCAUUCAUAUGGUUCAUGGAAUGUUUCCGACAAUAUUUGAAGAGAAUGAAUGGGAAUAUUUCAUCGGUAUUCUUGUUGUUGAUACUAAAGGCGAGAAAGAUAUAGAAUUGCCAGAUUGGGUUGAAAAGGACAGAUCGCAAGCUGUUCUUUUGCUGAAGCACGCAUUCCCUGAUUUAUUCGAGAAAUUAAGUCUUAAAGAUUUAUCUGGAUGGUCAAAAUUCGCAAGAAGCGCAGAAUGCGAAGAUGACAUUCCAUCUCAUAUUGAUAAAAACUGUGGCAUUUUUCAGCACCUCUUAACAAUCUCUGCAAUUAGACCUGACAGACUGCAGUCGGCGAUGACAACAUUUGCUUGUAAAGCGCUUAGUAUGGAUGAACUCUCGCCCCCGAACGUGAAUCUAAAGAAAUUGUACGAAGAUGAAACCAGUCCUGAUGAACCUAUUCUUAUAAUAAUAUCUACAGGAGCCGACCCCUCCCAAGACCUAGAGGAAUUAGCCAAAGAGAUAGUAGGAUCUGAUAAGUAUUUUCAAGUGGCUAUGGGUCAAGGUCAAGCAGAAAUUGCAAUGAAACUGUUAAAGGAAUGUUCAGAAAAUGGUUCAUGGCUGUGUUUAAAGAAUUUGCAUUUGGUCACAUCGUGGUUGGGUACAUUAGAAAAGUCGAUAAAAAGUUUGAAAUUACAUCCAAACUUCCGGUUGUGGUUUACCGCCGAAUCUCACCCAAAAUUUCCACCCAUUUUGCUACAAUCUACACUAAAAAUCACAUACGAAGCCCCACCUGGUGUCAAGAAGAAUCUAUUAAGAACAUACGAAGCAUGGGGACCUAGUUUCAUAUCUGCUGGAGGAAAUUCGGAACGAUCGCAAGCAAUGUUUGUUCUUGCUUGGUUCCAUUCAGUAAUGAGCGAAAGAAGAAAUUUCUUACCACAAGGCUGGACAAAAUUCUACGAGUUUAGUUUUUCGGAUUUAAGAGCCGGAGCCGAGGUGAUUGAUAGAUUAUUUAAGAGAACUGGUAAAGGUAACCAGAUUCCUUGGAAUUUUGUGCACGGUUUGAUGGAAAACGCUAUUUAUGGAGGAAGAGUAGACAACAUUUUCGAUCAAAGAGUACUCAAAAGCUUCCUUUUACAGUAUUUUAAUACAAAUCAGAUAUCUCCUCAAGCUAAAGCAAAUAGAAAACUCGGUUAAGCAUAAAUUAUUUUAACUUGUUUACUUAUUUAUUUAUUCAUUUAUUCAUCAUUUUCAUUAUUAAUAUCUGCUUUUAAAUAGGACCAAUGAAAAUGCAGUCGUCAACAAACUCUGAAGAUUAUAUGACGGAAAUAUCUAAGUUACAAGAGCUUGAUAGACCAGCUUACUUUGGUCUACCUGAGAACAUCGAAAGAGCAACUCAACAAAGUAUUGGAACUUCUGUCAUCGGUCAAUUACGAACAUUACAAAGAUCGGCUGGAGGUAGCGCUAAAUUUGAUAGAGAAUUAUGGGCCAAUCAACUAGGUCCUGUUCUAAACUUGUGGAAAAAAUUAAAUCAAGGUUCGGAUCUCAUAAAGAUGAAGGCUGAUACGACGGCAAGUAAGGAGAAUGAAUCCCCCAUUACCGCAUUUGUUACACUCGAAUAUCAGAAUGCUUUAUCGCUUAUUCAUAGUAUUCAUAACGCUCUGUCGUCCCUAAGUAAAGUUAUUAGAGGAACAAUGCUUUUGACAUCAGAUAUUGCAAACUUAGCUGCUGAUCUAUUAAAUAAUGAAACCCCCAUGAAAUGGCAGACCAAAUGGGAAGGACCAGAAGAUAUUAUGGCUUAUUUAAGGGCGAUUGUAUUCAGAGCAAAUAGCGUAACGAAAGAAUGGAUAGAGAAAGUGAAAAAAGACCAAAUCUUUUCGACUACACUUGAUUUAUGUGAACUAUUCCGUCCAGACGUCUUCCUAAAUGCUUUUAAACAAAUGACGGCAAGGAAGACAGGCACUUCAAUGGAUAAUCUAAAAUUAGUAGCAUCGUGGAAAGGACAAAUUCAAGGAGCGUCUAUACAUAUGAAAUUAGGAGGUCUAAGAGUUGAGGGAUGCGUUUUUGACGGUAAACGUUUAGUGGAAAAUCAACGUAAUUCCCCUAGUCUAUCGCCAGUCCCAGAAUUCCUUAUCGCAUGGUUGCCGAACGAUGCGUCAGAACCUUAUAGCCUAGAGGAGAGUAUUGUCUUGCCCAUCUAUACAAGUGCCGAAAGGGAAAAACUAGUUGGUCAAGUGGGUGUUCCAUGUGGAGGUGAUCAAGCUGUAUGGUUACAAUGUGGAGCAGCCUUCUUCCUCCGACAAUAAAAAAACAAAUAACAAAAAACAUAAUUUACAUUUGCCUAUUGAUAUCUAAGAUAAAAGGAAAUAAAUAAUAAAGCCACAAUGAUCAUGUAGUUUGUCCAUUACACAAUGAACUUUAAAUAUUAACACGAUUUUCUUCGAUAAUAUAAUGAUCUACGAC
Dimorphilus gyrociliatus is the source of this 13097-nucleotide messenger RNA. NCBI's taxonomy places the organism in Eukaryota, Metazoa, Annelida, Polychaeta, Dinophilidae. The record is from the annotation of a GenBank genome assembly.